UAUUGGCGCUGCGAGUUGAUAAAAUGGUCAGGUAGGUUGGUUGGUUGGAAGUAGAGGGAGAUGGAGGGUUUAACGGCAAGUGAAAUAGCAGGGUUUGGCGUAGGAGCUCUGCUGUUGUUCUCCACUGUUGCUGCCCCUAAACUUGAUGCUUUCUUUUCUUCUCAACAGAGAAGUUCUCUGGGAAUGUGCAAAAAAUGCGGCAAUUUGAGGCUGAUAGCAUGCUCAAGGUGCAAAGGAACAGGACUAGUUAAAUCAAAUGAACCAUUCAAUUUCAGCUUCAUGGAUAACUUGUAUCCAAUUUUAGGUGGAGAUGAACCAAAAGUAAAGUCAAUAGGAUGCUUAAAAUGUCAAGCCAAAGGUAGCUUCUGCUGCCCAGAUUGCUCAAAUAUGCACCCCCAAGUAUGAUUCUUCGGAGUCUGUAAUUAAAAUUUCACCUUUCUUAUUAUCAGGAGCCACCAUAAUAUUGUUAAGAAUUGAUUUGACUUUGAUCAUGUCAUCUCUUUGUAAGAUUUAUUUUACAUAAACAAAUGAAAUCAUUCAAUUCUAAA
This is a messenger RNA of Mangifera indica (mango), 548 nucleotides long. RefSeq lists its product as uncharacterized. Bases 61 to 405 code for a protein of 114 amino acids. The transcript has 2 exons. Lineage: Eukaryota; Viridiplantae; Streptophyta; Magnoliopsida; Sapindales; Anacardiaceae. The record is from RefSeq and is a predicted model, not a curated record.